ACCCUUGGGACAGGCCCCGUAAGGUGGUAAUAAUACGUUUAAACUAAGCUCCGAAUUCAUUCAAAGUGUGUAGACGGUACAUUUUCAGUUUUUAUUUACACGUACGAAGUGGUUAUUGUAUAUGGAUCGGGAUCCCUACCGUGAUAUAAGCUACACUUAAAUUAAAUUAGUUAAAGAAGCAUGCAGUUGUGCUUUGCAAGUUUGGUUUAAUAGCCAGGGUCGUGAAGACAGAUAAGUUAUUUGCCAUAAGUGGAAGGUCAUUGUGGAGAAAAGACGCUGACUGCACAUCCAAUAGGUAACAAUGAGCUACAACCGCACACCUACCACUGCGGUCCAAACAGGGAUAAGAACACAGAGGAGUUUCCAAGAUCUCGUCAAUUCCAGUGAUUGCGCCGAGCAGCUGAGUCGAGUUACCAAGCCAACAGACAUUGAAGAUGUACUCUUCAAUCUUCUCAAGAGUGGAGAUAUGGUCAGCAUCCAGAAAUUCUGGGCUGCGCUAGAAAUGACUGGAUUAAGGGAGACUGACCCAAGGCUAAAAGAAACAAAGGCUAAUUUAGAUGAUGUACGGGAGAAACAUCUCUACGACACAGAUGAGAGCAAUGAUGAAAAAGUUGAUAGAGAAACAUUUAAGAAGUGUACUCAUGACAAUAUUGUGUUGAUUGGAAUGGCCUUCAAGAAUGAAAUGGUCAUCCCGGAGUUCUGGGAUUUUACGGGUCACAUAGACACGCUAUACUACUCGUGUCAAAAAAACACUCAAGGAACUCCAGCACAGUACAUUCCACAGCUGGCUAGAGCGGAUCCAAAUCUGUGGGGAAUCUCAGUGUGCACAGUGGAUGGACAGAGACAUUCAAUCGGUGAUACAACGAAACCAUUUAGUAUCCAGUCUUGUAGUAAACCUCUCACAUACGCACUUGCUAUGAGUGAGAUAGGGGUAGACGAAACUCACAAAUAUGUCGGCCAGGAGCCAAGCGGCCGUAGCUUCAAUGAACUGACAUUAGAUUGUCGCAAUAAACCACACAAUCCUCUUAUAAAUGCAGGCGCUAUAAUUACAGCUGGACUAUUAAAAAGAAAACAUCCGAUAUCAGAAAGAUUCGAAUAUACACAACUAAUGUACAGUCUUCUUGCGGGCGGGGAGUACACUGGAUUCAGCAAUUCGACCUACCUUAGUGAGAGGGCGACAGCUGACAGGAACUUUGCCCUAGGCUAUUACAUGAAGGAACAUGGUUGUUUUCCUGAAGGUUCAGAUCUGGUGGAAACUUUAGAAUUUUAUUUCAUGCUGUGUUCAAUCGAGAUAACAGCGGAGUCUGGAGCUGUUAUAGCGGCCACUUUAGCCAACGGGGGGAUUUGUCCCAUUACAGGAGAAAAGGUCCUCUCAGGAGACGCUGUCAGGAACACACUUUCGCUUAUGUAUUCAUGUGGAAUGUAUGAUUAUUCUGGUCAAUUCGCCUUCCACGUCGGCUUACCAGCAAAAUCGGGAGUAGCUGGGGCAGUCCUAUUGGUUGUUCCCAACCUAAUGGGCAUUUGUACCUGGUCUCCUCCCCUGGACAAGCACGGCAACAGCAACAGAGGGAUCCAGUUUUGUGAGGAACUGAUUGACAAGUUUAGCUUCCACAACUAUGACAACCUGAAGCACACUACCAAGAAGAUGGACCCCCGAGUGAGGAAAGGAGACGUCUCGGCCAAUUCCAUUGUUGCCUUGCUUUUUGCUGCCUCUAAUGGAGACCUAUCUGCCAUGAGGAGAUUUGCACUUUCUGGAAUGGACCUUACUGAAGGAGAUUACGAUGGUCGUACGGCGUUGCAUCUUGCGGCAGCAGAGGGGAGGCUAAAUGUUGUCAAGUUUCUUCUAGAAAAAUGUAAAGUCCCAGUUGACCCAAAAGACAGGUGGGGCUUUACUCCAUCGGACGACGCUAAGAAAUUUCAACAAAGUGAAGUCGAGGAGUACUUCUGGAAAUACAAACCUGGGCAGAAUGAACGUUCUGAAAACAAGACAUCUCUGAAAGAUCUUGUUCAAUCUGUGGUCCUGUCAGAAUAAAGUGUGAUACGUUGUGCGUGUUUUGGAUUAAUAUGAUAUGGGACUUUACGCCGAUGGAUGACGCCAAGCGCUUUGGACAUAAAGAAAUUACGAAUUACCUCAGGCAAUUUAUCGCAGGGGACAUCGACAUAGGGUCUCUGUCACUGGCAGAAUCGGGGAUAGAAGCCGAUGAUGAAUCAAAUUCUAUAGAGUAACUGGACGUUUAUGUCAGUUCAGGAAAUAUAAUCAAAUUAAAUGCAAGUUGGGCCAAAAAGACAGGAAAAGUUCAUGAACAGACAUAAUCAUUCGGUUGUAUAGCAGGAUAAAGCUCACCCUCAAGGCCCGAUGAGAACAUUAUAGAGAAUGAGAGAGCAAAUAUGUCAUGUUUUUAUAUGUAACACACAAGUACUGUAUUUUAAAUACUAAAUGUCAUAUUAGACACUGACUUAGAGUGAGUGCGCUGCGUGCACCACGGGCACAAUAAAAAUACGUUUUGCACGCUGGUGUUAGGGAAAUUUUUCUAACAAAAUCAUUAUCUUUGAUUUGGGUGAAGGAGAACAUAAUGGCACAAUAUUAUAUUCUAGAGCUACAUAUUUUUGUAUUGCAAUUCUAACAAUAAAUCUGAUAUAUAACUGU
Molecule: messenger RNA, 2647 nt
Organism: Owenia fusiformis
Lineage: Eukaryota; Metazoa; Annelida; Polychaeta; Sabellida; Oweniidae
Source: the annotation of a GenBank genome assembly